AUGGCACGAAACCUACCAGAGCAACACGUGUACCUUGCCAAAUACAGGGGUACCAGUCAGGAGGUGGCUGACCUCAAGGACUACUACGAGCGCUUCGAGGGCGACUUCAACGCCAUCAGCGAAUGCCUCGCCGGCUUCGAAAUUGAAGACGAGGACCGCUACCGCAACAUAUUGAAUAAGCUCAUCGAGGACGGCGAAGUGAAGGCGUACCCCAAAUUCACUGAGGAGACCAAGAAGUCACGUAACGCGCGAAAGAGAUGGUAUUUGAAAGAAGCAAAAGAUGCCAAAAAAAGAAAAAUGGAAGAUGGUUUGGAUGGCAGUGGGGAAUCCCUGCCAAACGCCAUCGCAAAAAGACAGCGAUCGAAUUUGGAUAUCUUUGGAGGCUUUCGAGAUGUAAUUGAAAACCUCGAAGCCAAGUACUGCAAGCCAAAGGAGAAGAAGGCGUCAAAGUGA
Dermacentor albipictus is the source of this 453-nucleotide messenger RNA. Its product is annotated as dnaJ homolog subfamily C member 9-like. Gene Ontology annotation, cellular component: cytoplasm; nucleus. The record is from RefSeq and is a predicted model, not a curated record. Lineage: Eukaryota; Metazoa; Arthropoda; Arachnida; Ixodida; Ixodidae. Gene Ontology annotation, molecular function: heat shock protein binding.